Cuscuta campestris is the source of this 3334-nucleotide messenger RNA. The record is from the annotation of a GenBank genome assembly. Lineage: Eukaryota; Viridiplantae; Streptophyta; Magnoliopsida; Solanales; Convolvulaceae.
GGCCCUGAAAAGCUCCCACUAGCCAAGGCUAAAUCGGUCAUUACACCAACCGGCACUUGAACUGGACCACGAGGCCGGUCGCGGUCCCGGCGGCUGCACAACCACCAAUCACGGUGUCGAUGAAUGCACGAGUUCGCGGAGAGGGCAGUUCUGUAAUUUCCUCGAUCGUCUCCGGCACUUCGCUUCUUUCCCCCAUUUUUUUGAACUCAACUGGCUUGUUGAGUACUGUUGAAGCAUUUCCAUUGUUCCGUGAGUUGAGGAAGUGAUGGCUUCCAGCGGCGGUUUUCGGAAUGGGAAUCAGAAGGCGACGAAUCUGAGGAAUUCGUCUACGUUUAAAUCUAAGCUUCCCCCGUCGACGUCUAAUGUCCGCCGCAGCAGCAGCAUCGCCGCCGCACUCGGAAGCGGCGACACCGUUUCUGGAAGAGUUCGAGUUUCCAUACGAUUGCGACCAAGGAAUGCCGAGGAAUCGGCAGCAGAUGCAGAUUUUGCUGAUUGUGUAGAACUACAACCUGAGCUUAAAAGGUUGAAAUUAAGAAAAAACAACUGGGAUACAGAUACAUAUGAGUUUGAUGAGGUCUUCACCGAAUUUGCAUCACAAAAACGUGUGUACGAGGUCGUUGCAAAACCUGUUGUCGAGAGCGUCUUAGAAGGCUACAAUGGGACUGUUAUGGCUUAUGGUCAGACGGGUACCGGGAAAACCUAUACUCUUGGACAGUUGGGAGAUGAGGAUCACUCUACUCGUGGUAUUAUGGUUCGUUCAAUGGAAGACAUACUUGAAAAUAUAAGUCCAGAUACUGACUCAGUGUCUGUCUCGUACUUGCAGCUUUACAUGGAAACAAUUCAGGACCUCCUUAACCCAGCAAAUGACAACAUUUCUAUAGUUGAAGACCAAAAAACUGGUGAUGUUUCCCUGCCAGGGGCAACAGUUAUUGACGUCCGGGGCAAGGAAAGUUUUAUGGAGCUGCUGCAGUUGGGGGAAGCUCAUAGAUAUGCUGCCAACACAAAGCUUAACACCGAAUCUUCUCGUAGUCAUGCUAUUCUCAUGGUGAACAUUAAGAGGUCUGUUUCUGCAAGGGAAGCUGAUGUAUCUGCUGAAUAUGAUGAUUCUUCCCACUUGGCUACUAAUUUUAAACCACAUAUGCUUAGAAAAGGAAAACUCCUCCUCGUGGAUCUUGCCGGUUCUGAACGCGUUCUGAAAUCUGGAAGUGAAGGGCAUACAUUAGAAGAAGCCAAGUCUAUCAACCUUUCACUAAGUGCAUUGGGGAAGUGUAUAAAUGCUUUGGCAGAAAAUAGUGCUCAUGUACCAGUUCGGGAUUCAAAAUUAACACGGUUACUUAAAGAUUCAUUUGGAGGCACGUCAAGAACCUCAUUAGUUGUGACCAUUGGGCCAUCGCCACGGCAUCGAGCAGAGACAGCAAGUACCAUUUUGUUUGGACAAAGGGCUAUGAAGGUGGAGAACAUGUUGAAAAUUAAGGAAGAAUUUGAUUACAGAAGUUUGUGCAAAAGACUUGAGGUACAAGUUGACAAACUUAUUGCUGAAAAUGAAAGACAGCAAAAUGCUUUUGAGGAUGAGGUCAAGAGAAUAAAAUUAGAAGCGCAAAAGCACAUCUCUAAGGCCGAGCAGAACUAUGCAGAUGAAUUGAAGGUGGAGAAAAUUAGGUGCCAGAUGGAAUAUAUGGAUUCAAUUAAGAAACUGGAAGAAAAGAUGCUUAAUCAACAGAGACAUCCAACGAAUGGUGUCACUGGCAUUGGAGAGAGUCACAGUGGAUUUGCUAGUGAGGAGGUGUCUGAGUUGAAGAAGUUGCUGCAGAAUGAAAUUCAAAUAAGAAAGGCAGCUGAAGAGGAAAUCAGUAACCUAAAAAAUCGAAUCAUAAAGUUUACAAAGAAAGAAUUACCAGAUGGAAAUACUGAUACUCUGUACCUUCAAAAGCUAUUGGAAGAAGAGGCUGGUGAAAAGAAGAAAUUGGAAGAGGAAGUGACCAUCUUAAGAAGUCAAUUGUCUCAAUUGAAUUUGGAAGCUAGUCAGACUAGAAGCUAUGAUGAUAGAGGAAGAAAUGGAAAUUUACUUCCUGGCCUGGAAUCUCUUUCUUCACUUAGACAUCUGCAGCCCAAAAAUGGCAAUAAUGGGGAGAGAGUGGCAAUAACCAAUCUUCACGAACAAGUUGGCCUAAAUAAGAUAAUGUCAUUGCUCGACUCUGAAGAUGCUAGUGUGCAAAUUCAUGCAGUGAAAGUGGUUGCCAACCUAGCAGCAGAAGAAGCGAAUCAGGAGAAAAUAGUUGAAGCUGGUGGUCUUACUUCACUACUGAUGCUUCUUCGAAAAUCCGAGGAUGAAACUAUACGUAGAAUAGCUGCUGGUGCAAUUGCAAAUCUUGCAAUGAAUGAAGCGAACCAGGAGCUUAUUAUGGUUCAUAGUGGGAUUAGUCUUUUGUCAAUGACAGCAGCUGAAGCUGAGGAUCCUCAGACUCUACGCAUGGUUGCUGGAGCAAUUGCAAAUCUCUGUGGAAAUGAUAAACUGCAGAUGAGGCUAUGGUCCGAAGGUGGUAUAAGGGCUUUGUUAGGAAUGGUGAGGUGCAGACAUCCUGAUGUUCUUUCCCAAGUUGCGCGUGGGGUUGCCAAUUUCGCCAAGUGUGAGUCCCGAGCUUCUUCCCAAGGCAUAAAACUUGGACGGUCCCUUCUGAUAGAAGACGGGGCCCUACCAUGGAUUGUACAGAACGUGAAUAACGAAGCCUCACUCAUUAGACGGCAUGUUGAGCUCGCACUCUGCCACCUCGCACAACACGAAGUAAAUGCAAAAGACAUGAUCAGUGGGGGAGCCCUGUGGGAGCUAUAUCGCAUCUCGCGUGACUGCACACGCGAGGACAUAAAGGCACUCGCGCGCCAAACAUUGGCUUCAAGCCCAACUUUUCUGUCUGAAAUGCGGCGCUUGCAUAUAGAUGUGUAGACAAACAACCGCACGCGACACCUUUUCUUCUUCUCAAAGUACCCAAAGUCAGAAGGUAUCCUCAUCAUCAUCAUCAUCGUCGUCGUCAUCAUCCAUCAAUUUCUGUUUGCCAAAUUUGACUAACCGGUAGGUAUUAGAAAGCGGGUGUCUGUGACACAGAUCAAGAUCCUAUUUGUUCAUAUCGAUUAGUAUUUAUUUCUUGUUGGUUGAAGUUGAAACUACUUUUGAUGACAUCUUGAAUAUGUAUUCUUGCUGUGUAUGUUAUGAUCCAAUGAAUAUAUGUAAUGAUAUAAAUCUUCAACAUUUGUCUCCAACUCGUUUCCAGUUGUAUUCUUUUCAACUUUAUGUUUCAGUUAUUCAGAUUCCAGUAACUAAUAGAUUGCUAACACUAAU